This is a messenger RNA of Microcebus murinus (gray mouse lemur), 4616 nucleotides long. The record is from RefSeq and is a predicted model, not a curated record. Lineage: Eukaryota; Metazoa; Chordata; Mammalia; Primates; Cheirogaleidae.
GUCCCUGCUGCCCCGACAGAUGCCUGCGGACUCCCAGCCCCCUCCCCUCACCUCCUCCCCUGAGCAGCCGGUGGGCCUGGCCUCGAGGCCACAGGGCUGAGUUCUCCCCUCUGCCUCAGGUCCCAUUUCUCACCAACAGCUUCCACCCCUCGCCUCCACGCCCCUACUUUUGCCCUUUGGGUGGAUCAAAGACUGGACACCGCCUUUGCCUAGCUCAGAGAUGAUCCCUAAAGAUUGUCAGUUUAGGCUUGAAUUAGGGAGGUUAUGGGAUGGGAAAUGCGGCAGGGCACGCCAGUGGAGCUAGAGAGAGAGAAAGAGGAAGGGACACGAUGGGUUUAGAGGACUCUGCUAUCCCAGGGCCUACCUGGUCUUUUGGCAGAGGGUAAGGGCUGCCCCCUUCCAAUCCUUCCUAGAGAUGCUAUAGUGGAAUGGGGUCCUGAGGUUACCAACCUGCCCAGGCCCACUGUAUAUCUGAGGGUCGUGGGGUAGGUAUGGGGGUGGGGGUGGGGGACUCCAGAAGGCCCUGCAUAUGGAUCUGGGAGCAGAGUGCUUCCCAAACCCAGAGCAUUAAUUCACCCAAAAGUAAUCUUUAAGGACCCAAGAGCUGGACAUGCAAGGAAGGAGAGGGGACCUUGAGGUACAGCUGUUCAGGGAAAAGGGUGUCAGAGGAGACAGCAGACAGAAAGGGAAGGAAGUCUACUUUUUGAAUACUGAAGCACAAAUUCCUAAUAGAGUUUCUUAUAUUUACUGGCCAACCAUGUCACCUAUCCCAUCAAGAAAAGAGGAAGUAGAUGAUUGCUUUGGUUCCCCUUCCUUCCAGAGCUGUGCCUCUCUGCCUUUCUCCCAGGCCUGCAUCCAGCCUACUCUCACCCUAGCAGCCAGCUGACCCCUGUCCAGGGUGGCUAUGCAUAGGGUACUUUCUUCCCGGCCUCCCCAGGACUAGAAACAUGAUUAAAGAGAGACCAGAGAAGGGAUGGUUCUCUUGAGUAGGGGGUGCAGGGUAAGCCGUGGUACCCCACCUUCCCUACUGGCAAGUAUUAUAACAUUUGACUGAGCUCUGCACAUGGAGGAGGCAAUGAUGGAGCUGAGCUGCUUGUCCAUUCUCAAAUUCAAGCCCUAGCACACCAGUUCUGGGUGUCAAAAAAGAGCUUUGGGAAGUGCAUAGCUGUGAAGGCCAAAAUAAUUUGAGGAGAGAGGAGGAUGGAAGACUGACCCUCCCCUGGGCAUCUGUCCUCUGGCACCCAAUUUUAGUCCAGAUGCACCUUUAAGGAACUGGGGUGACUAAUUGAUUUGCAAUUGGCUCUCUUAGGAGAGGUAGGCAGUGUACUCCCUGGGCUAGAUCCCCAGGCCGCAAUAUGUCUCACAUCCCCCAAGCUUCCGGGCCCUCUCUCUUGGGGUUGGGUCACCACAGCCGGCUAGGCUGGGUUUGUGCCCACCCUCCUGGGUCUGACAGUGGGAGGUGCUGUGGUUCCAGACAGAGCCAAACUUCCCUUGUAGAGGAUGUGGGGGGCGGAGGGGCCUUUAGCGGGCAGCGGAGCUCAUUAGGCAGAGCGGGGUGCCGAGAGGUGCGCGCUGCCGGCCCCUGAGGCCGCCUUUGAGCGGCCGGGGAGGCUUCAUUAAGCGGCGCUAACAAGGCGUACAAAUGCCAGGCCCAGCAGCUUUCUUGCAAUGCUGGGGCCUUAGCAGGGCGCCGGGCUAAUGAGGGUCACUCAAAGGGGCUGAUCAAAUAUUCAAAUUUCCCCCGCACGCCAGGAACUUUUAUGCAUGGAGAAAGUUGAGGCAACUGAGCUGUGUUUACGGUCCUGGGCGACAAUUGCUAGGAGCGCCGGUCCCCGGAGGCUAAGACAGGGGGGCGGUGGGGCGGGGGCGCAGGGAGGGUGUAGUUGUUGUUGUUGUUGUUGUUUUUCAAAGGAAAGUAAUGGGGUCCUUGAAGGGCUUCGCCGCCUCCCCGCCUGCGUGCUGCGCUCCCCUGCGCCCUCCCUGGCCGCCCGCGCCAAGCGCCUCAGUUUGCAGCUUGCGGGGAGGCCCAGAUUGCGGGCCACCCGGCCAGGUCUCGCCUACAGACAUCCUGGGAGCCGGAAGGGGCGUUGCUCCCCCCCCACAGGACAAACCUUCCCGGGCCGACUGGGUCUGCGAUUUAGAGCUGAGCUGGGCUGAUUGGGUGCAGCUGCCCCAGCUCUCCGGAUCCUUCUUUCCCAGAGACCGGAAGACCCACUGGCUCUCCCCGUAACCCGAAACAAGGAGAGAGUGGGAUGUCUCUCAGGCAAUUCUCCUGAUGGAGUUGAGACUUCCCCAGUGCUGGGGUUGGCGCUAUUUGUCAGUCCAUGGUAUUCCGCUCCCCCCUAGACCUCUAUUCCUCCCACUUCUUGUUGCCAAACUUCUCCGAUUCUCACCACCGCUCCCUACUUCUGGCGAGUAGCGGCGGCGGGAACGGUGCGGGAGGCGGCGGCGGCGCGGGAGGCGGCAGCGGCGGCGGGAACGGUGCGGGAGGCGGCGGUGCUGGCGGAGCAGGCGGCGGCGGCGGCGGCGGCGGCGGCUCCAGGGCCCCCCCGGAAGAGUUGUCCAUGUUCCAGCUGCCCACCCUCAACUUCUCGCCGGAGCAGGUGGCCAGCGUCUGCGAGACGCUGGAGGAGACGGGCGACAUCGAGCGGCUGGGCCGCUUCCUCUGGUCGCUGCCCGUGGCCCCCGGGGCGUGCGAGGCCAUCAACAAACACGAGUCGAUCCUGCGCGCGCGCGCCGUGGUCGCCUUCCACACGGGCAACUUCCGCGACCUCUACCACAUUCUGGAGAACCACAAGUUCACUAAGGAGUCUCACGGCAAGCUGCAGGCCAUGUGGCUCGAGGCGCACUACCAGGAGGCCGAGAAGCUGCGCGGCCGCCCACUAGGCCCGGUGGACAAGUACCGCGUGCGCAAGAAGUUCCCGCUGCCGCGCACCAUCUGGGACGGCGAGCAGAAGACGCAUUGCUUCAAGGAGCGGACUCGGAGCCUGCUGCGGGAGUGGUACCUGCAGGACCCCUACCCCAACCCCAGCAAGAAACGCGAACUGGCGCAGGCCACCGGCCUCACUCCCACACAAGUAGGCAACUGGUUUAAGAACCGGCGGCAGCGUGACCGCGCCGCAGCGGCCAAGAACAGGCUCCAGCACCAGGCCAUUGGACCGAGCGGCAUGCGCUCGCUGGCCGAGCCCGGCUGCCCCACGCACGGCUCGGCAGAGUCGCCGUCCACGGCGGCCAGCCCGACCACCAGCGUGUCCAGCCUGACGGAGCGCGCGGACACCGGCACCUCCAUCCUCUCGGUAACCUCCAGCGACUCGGAAUGUGAUGUAUGAUAGCCAAGGCUGCCCUCCUCCCUCUCCUUCCCCUCCUACCUCCUCCUUUCCCUCCUCCUCCCAGACCUCCUCCUCUUACUCCUCUUCCUCCUCCUCCAUCCCCAGAACAAACCGAAAUCAGGAUACACACCAUACACACACAAGUCCACACACACUCCCACCCCAGCCAAAAAUAUAUAAAAACCAAGAAAAAUAACAAAUUAACCGCAAACUAUCAACAACCCCAACCACCAUCUACCACCAAGGCCACCCCAAAGGACCGCGACGCCAACAGACAGUCAAACGCUGAUGUUGCGGGCAGAAAACAUAAAGGAGGUGACAAUUGUAUACUUUCUAGGACAAGCACGGCUUCUCCUUUCGGUUCCCACGGACCGGCACCCCACCUGCAUGACGAUUUAUUUGUAUCUGGGAAAAUAUUCUCUCUAGUUAAAAAUGAUUUAAAAAGAGUCGGCUAUACAAAAACCAAUCACCACCACGAGGACAAGACGACAAAAGCAAAACAAACAAAAAGAAAAAAAUAAAAUCGCGAUCUCCGUUCCGAAUUUGUUAAGAAAAAAAAAAGGAAGGAAGGGAAAAAAAAAGAACUCCUCGAGAGGGAAAUAGCAAAUGUUUCUCGCCUUUUGUUGCUCUUUCUCUCUUUUUUUUCUCUCUUGCUCUCUUUCUUUCUCUUUCUUCUCUCUGUUUUUAAGUCCAAGUAUUGGUCAAACAAGAUGCAAUCUUCUGUUUUUUGUUCAGCAGACAAUCAUUUUCUUCGUAAGCACCUUUUUCUCUCCACUCUGUCACUGCCUGUGUGGGUACUGGUUAUAAAUGUGGAAAAAGAAUAGUUAUGACUGUAACAGAUUUUUAUUUUUAUUUCAAAAUUUUAUAUGAAUUAUGUAUAUCUUAAUGAUCGGUCAUUUUCCCAGUUUGUAAUAUAUGUGUAGAAAUUGCCUGUAUAUGAUAUUGCUUUUUCUCCUCUCUCUUUCUCUCUUCUCCCUCUUUCUUCCUCCCCCCUGCUCACCUGUCUCUUUCCUUUUUGGGGUUCUCCUCCCACCCGGUGUUCCUGGCGUCGACUUGGCAGUCAAGGCGUGGCGUGGUGGCCCGGGUUAGGAAGAGGGACCCAUCGCUAGCGAAAGCGGAGAGUGAGACUGUAGUAUUCUUAUGCAAAAGCUAUUUCAAGUAUUUCUUAGCUGCUUUGGAGGUAUCUCUCACUCCCCGUAGGGCGCUUUUACUGUUAUCUUAAACUGCGUGUUUAUCUAUAUGUAAAAACUUUCUAAAGCAAAUACAGUAUUCUCCAUUUUCUUAUCA